CUGCCCCACUCCGGGAUGUAACGGUUCGGGACACAUCCGGGGAAAGUAUGCACGGCACAGGAGUUUGCAAAGCUGUCCGCUGGCAAAGAAGAGGAAGCUUCAAGACGCGGAGGCCGAACACCUGGCGUCCAAGAGGAAAUCCCACCCCCUGAAACUAGCCCUCGAUGAAGGCUACAGCGUGGACAGCGACGGGAGCGAGGAGGCGGAGGCGAAAGAAGAGUCGGGGACGGACGAUUCGGAGUGCACCUUGGAAGAGGAAGAGGCCGAGGCGGCAGAGCAGGAGGGAAGCUGUGGCAGCCCUCCGCAGGCAGAAGGGCAGAACCCCCGAACUCCACAGCCUGGACAAAGUUUGGGCUCUGUUACCCCCGGCCUGCUCAAGGCCAGCUACAACAGCUAUCAAGAAAUAAUUGCCAACUCUCUUUUAAACCUAGGCCAAAUAGCAGAAGGAUCGCUGGCAGACCGAGGGCCUGAAAGCGAAGGGCGAGACUCCCAAGUUGGCGAGGACGUCAUGCAUUUAGCACACGAAGGAACAGCGGAGGAGGAGGAGGAGGAGGAGGCAGUGGAGGAGGAGUGCGAGAAGGAGAUCAUCAUCCAGACGGAGGACGCAGAGGAGGUCAUCGAGGUCACCAGCGAACGCAGCAGCGACAUGUGCCUGGAACAUCGGGAGGACGAGGCGAGUGGCGAAGAAUCCUGCAAACUGGAGAAGGAGGAAGAGGAGGAGGACAAUGAAGAGGAGGAGGAGGAGGAAGAGGAGGAGGAGGAGGAGGAAGAAGAGGUGGAGGAGGAGGAUGACGAAGAGGAUGAGGAUGAGGAAAGGAUGGCCGAAGUGAUCUGCGAAGAAGCCCGCCACGCAUCUCAGGACUCCCCCAAACCCCACUGUGAAGGCCAGGUGGUCAGUCCCAAGCCCGAAUAUUCAGUCAUCGUGGAGGUGAGGUCUGACGAUGACAAGGACGACGACUCCCACUCCCAGAAAUCCACUGUGACGGACGAGUCGGAGAUGUAUGACAUGAUGACCCGGGGGAACCUGGGCCUCCUGGAACAGGCCAUUGCCCUGAAAGCGGAACAAGUGAAGGUCGUGCGGGAGCCCGGCCAGCUCACGGGGGAGCACGUCAAACAUUUCCAGGUGGAGGAAAAGCAAGGCAAAGCCCUGGACUCCAUCAGGAAGAGCUACUACAGCAAAG
This is a messenger RNA of Gekko japonicus, 1181 nucleotides long. RefSeq names its product myelin transcription factor 1-like. The transcript has 3 exons. Gene Ontology annotation, biological process: regulation of transcription by RNA polymerase II. Gene Ontology annotation, cellular component: nucleus. NCBI's taxonomy places the organism in Eukaryota, Metazoa, Chordata, Lepidosauria, Squamata, Gekkonidae. Gene Ontology annotation, molecular function: DNA-binding transcription factor activity, RNA polymerase II-specific; zinc ion binding; RNA polymerase II cis-regulatory region sequence-specific DNA binding. The annotation marks the transcript as partial. The record is from RefSeq and is a predicted model, not a curated record.